Messenger RNA from Hevea brasiliensis (rubber tree), 1555 nucleotides. RefSeq lists its product as uncharacterized. The transcript has 2 exons. NCBI's taxonomy places the organism in Eukaryota, Viridiplantae, Streptophyta, Magnoliopsida, Malpighiales, Euphorbiaceae. The coding region runs from base 329 to 1057 and encodes 242 amino acids. The record is from RefSeq and is a predicted model, not a curated record.
AUCAAAUACAAAAUCCAGUUAAGAGUUUAAGCAUAAUUGAAUAUAAAAGUGGAGGGGGGGUUUUUCUUCACUCACUGCCACCUCUUUGCUACUUUGAAAAUAUUUCUUUAUUUCCAUUAAUGCUGCGAAGAACACUUAGAUCUGGCAGCAUCUUUGAUUCGACACCUCCUGUGAUAAGCGAGAUCGAUCUCUCUCUCUCUCCUCUUGUCUAAAAUUGAGUUCUCUCCAACUCAUUCAUUCUCAUCUUGUUGGGUCACUUUAAGCUUUCUAUGUCAUCUUGAUCUAAAUUGGCUAAACCCAUUAAUCUUUCAUUCAGGGUAGUUGGCAAAUGAUCAAAGCCAUGCAAGACCACCCAAUUGGAAUUCCGGCGCGUUUCAUAUCUAGCGAGAAGUUAACUGAUGAUCCUGCCAAGGUAACCAGGUCAGGGCAGAGCGUGUUCAUGUCUGUUUAUCGUACAAAAAUUGUGGAUCAGUCCCGUCUGGUCACCAUAACAUGGUGCAAGAAUUUGUUGCUUCAUGGCCUAUCAUUAUCAGUAGGAGGCCCUGAAGGAGACAACCAGUACACCUGCAAAGUGGAGCUGAAGCCUUGGUAUUUUUGGAGGAAACAAGGCUCCAAGCGCUUUAUAGUGGAUGGUAAAGCUAUGGAUAUCUUCUGGGACCUCAAGGCUGCAAAAUUCAAAGGUGAAACUGAGCCCCACUCUGAGUAUUAUGUUGCUGUUGUUUGCAACAAAGAAGUUGUACUACUCCUGGGUGAUCUAAAGAAAGACGCAUAUAGGAAAACUGGAUGUAGGCCUGCUCUUAUUGAUCCUAUUUUGGUUUCGAGAAAGGAGCAUAUAUUUGGCAAGAAGAAGUUUUCUACGAGAAUCAAGUUUAAUGAGAAGGGCAGGCUUCAUGAGAUCUCAAUAGAAUGCAAGAACAGAAAUCCUAGCAAUAGCAAUUCUGCUAAUGGGGUUGAGCCAGAAUUGGAGAUAAGGAUUGAUGGGCAUUUAGCCAUUCAUGUGAAGCAUCUUCAAUGGAAGUUCAGAGACUGGAAGUUCAGGUUCAUUAAAGGGACUUAACACCGGUGCGUCAUCUGAUUUUUGCUUGUUUCUCUAUGCUUGGAGAGUUGAAUAAUAGAAGAAGAAGAAGAAGCAGCAGCAGCAAAGUUAUAAUCAUCACCAACACCACCCAAAAGAAUAAGGAUGUAAAAGCAAAUAUGGGGUGUUGAUGUUAUGGGCCUGCAGAUGGAGGUGGUGAGGAUACAGACUAGGGUGAGAGAGGGACAGGUGAUUGGGAUGAGAAAGGAAGUAGGACCCAAGAGAGAGGUUGGGAGUUAGUUACAGCUGGGGUUGAACAAGUGGACAUAACUGGACAAGACAGAUUGUGUCACAUACAGGACCAAUAAUUUCACAUCUCUAGAGAUAUCCCCACCUGUUUUUUCACAAAAUUCUCUUCUUUUUUUCCCCUCCUCUCUUUCUUGAUCUGGUCUUGAAAUAUGAGCAAUUUGCCUUUCACAUUGUACCUAAAUCUAUCAAUAUAUGCUUCCUAAAUUUUAUAUACAGGAAAAAAUCUUUACA